AUUAACACGCGCUAGACGCUCGAGAAUUUGCUCUUAAUUGUCUUCCCUCUCACCUCAACUUUGACACAAUUCUUGCACAUCUUGUGAUUCAACAAACAAGACUUUCUUGUCUUUGGUAGUUUGCUAUCUGUCAUGACCGACAAGCUGACAACCCAUAGCCAUGAUGAUGGGGAGAGGAGGGAGAUUACGACCAAGAUAGCUGGCGGCAAUAUGGCCUUCGCGGAAGCCAUGAUCAAGGAUCCUCCGGCGGCUUGGUCCAAGGCCCAAAUCUGUAUAUACCUCUUUUCCAUCAUCGGCUUCUUCUGCAGUACCAUGAACGGCUACGACGGCUCGCUUAUCAACAACCUCCUUCAGAAUGAGUGGUUCAAGGCAAAGCACGGUGUUGAAAAUGAUGGCAUUUGGGCUGGUAUUGUAUCCUCCAUGUACCAAAUUGGCGGCGUCGUGGCGCUUCCAUUCGUCGGCCCUACAAUCGACGGGUUCGGUCGGCGAUGGGGCAUGCUGAUCGGAGCCUUGUUGAUUGUCAUUGGAACGAUUAUUCAAGGCCUCUCAGAAGGUUCAGGCCAGUUCAUGGGAGGCCGAUUUCUGCUUGGGUUUGGCGUCUCCAUUGCAGCUUCGGCAGGCCCCAUGUACGUGGUCGAGAUCAACCAUCCCGCGUAUCGCGGCCGUGUGGGCGCAAUGUACAACACGCUGUGGUUUUCCGGUGCUAUCAUCGCCGCCGGAGCUGCCCGGGCAGGCUUAAACACCGGAGGAGAUUACUCUUGGAGACUCAUUACGUGGCUUCAGGCUCUGUUCUCAGGAUUAAUCAUCAUCUUCAGUCUCCUUAUCCCCGAAUCCCCUCGAUGGCUCUACGUCAACGGCAAGAAGGACCAGGCAACGGCCGUUCUCACGAAAUACCACGGCAACGGAAAUGCAGAGUCUCCGUGGGUCACGCUGCAGCUCCGUGAAUACGAAGAGCUUCUCAACCAGGACGGUGCGGACAAGCGUUGGUGGGACUAUCGCGCUCUAUUCAGAGACCGCGCUGCCAUUUACCGCCUAAGCUGCAACCUGAUUGUAUCAAUCUUUGGCCAAUGGGCUGGGAACGCAGUUUUGUCUUAUUUCCUCGGCUCUGUUCUCGAUACUGCUGGCUACACCGGAUCCAUCGAACAGGCCAACAUCACAUUGCUGAACAACUGCCAACAGUUUGCAUUUGCCAUCCUGGGCGCCUGCCUUGUGGAUAAGCUCGGUCGUCGUCCGCUGUUGCUUUUCUCCUUUGGCGCGUGUGCUGUGGUUUGGCUCGGUAUGACGAUUGCGACAUCUCAGUUCUCAAAAUCGUAUGCGGGCGAUGACGCGGAUGGAAAUCCUAUAUAUUCGAACCAGGCCGCGUCGAAAACCUCGCUGGCUCUAAUUUUCAUCUUUGGCUCUGUAUUCUCUUUCGGAAUCACCCCUUUGCAGGCCCUUUACCCCGUCGAAGUCCUGUCCUUCGAGAUGCGCGCAAAGGGCAUGGCAUUUUCCAACCUGGCGGUUAACGCUGCGGGACUCCUGAACCAGUAUGCUUGGCCAGUUUCCAUGGAGAAACUUGGUUGGAAGACGUAUAUUAUCUUCACGCUGUGGGAUGUGGUCCAGCUCUUUGUGGUCUAUAUGGUAAUCCCUGAAACCAAGGGUCGCACAUUGGAACAACUUGAUGAGAUCUUUACUGCCAAAAACCCAGUCAAGAUGUCCACUCAAAAAAGCACUAUUGCUGUUGACAAUGAGGGCGGGGUGGUCAAUGUCGAAAAGGUGUAAGAGGCGUGUCAUGUUGGAUUGGGGCGGGCUAGGAGCAACGAAUGGUAGAGUAGGGUGUCAAUCAAGGUGAUUCAUAGUGCUUCCGAAUCAGGCAUGUGAAAUUUUGUUCUUACAAAGCCAUUCU
This is a messenger RNA of Ilyonectria robusta, 1885 nucleotides long. Its product is annotated as general substrate transporter. Gene Ontology annotation, biological process: transmembrane transport; carbohydrate transport. Gene Ontology annotation, cellular component: membrane. Gene Ontology annotation, molecular function: carbohydrate:proton symporter activity. Bases 133 to 1761 code for a protein of 542 amino acids. The transcript has 4 exons. NCBI's taxonomy places the organism in Eukaryota, Fungi, Ascomycota, Sordariomycetes, Hypocreales, Nectriaceae. The record is from RefSeq and is a predicted model, not a curated record.